UCCAUAAAAUUUAAAUUAUGGAUCCGCCUAUAUCUCCAAGGACCUUAUUUAUAAGUAGAGGAGGCUAUUUGGGUUUUCUGUCUCAUAAUCUAAAGGGAUUAUGAUGGUGGCUAGUUUUGGAAUUCGACAUUACUUACGUAUUUUGUUUGUUCUUUCAAUUAUAUUUUGUGUUUCAGCACGAAACUCCAUUUCAAUCUCAGGUGACGCGAUGACAAUGUCACAAGUGCAGAGGAGAUCACUGCUUUCAGUGGAGCUACAGGAUUAUGAUCCACCAUCUGCGAACCGCAACCACUAUCCUCGCAAGCCGGGCAGGUCCAAUGGUGGACAUGGCCGUGGUCACUAGAACAGGCCAUGGCUAGUUCACAUGAACCUAAACUACAAUAUAUAAUUAGUACUAGUAUAUGAUAUAUCUUAACUAGUACGAAUAAAACACCCAAAUUUGUAAUGCAAAUUAAACUAGUAUACUCCUUGAUCAUACUCUAUGAUUGCUUAUAGAGUAGUUACAGUAUGAAUUUAACGAUAAUAUCUUUAUGAUUAAUUAAUAAAACGAUGUUUGAGUUCUUGAAUUGAUAUGUGAGAAGAUGUUGCAAAUGGAGAUAUUACAUUUUCGAUCAGUAGAGUCAGGAUCAGUCCAUUCCAGGUACUGGCCUUGUUUUUUUUUUUUUUCUUCUUUUUUACCAAAUACGUAGUAAUUGAAAAAUAGCCACUAUCAUAAAACUUGAAUUUCACGGGUGAAACUCCAUAACAUUAACGUGGAAUUUAAUUCAGGGAAAAGGACAGAAACGACACUUCAAAUUAAACUAUUUCCAUGAAAAACCAUGAAAUUUAAAUUCCACUUUCUAGCCAUUUCAAUUUACUGGUUUGUUCUAUACCGUUUAUACACACCUUCUAUACAG
Molecule: messenger RNA, 896 nt
Organism: Capsicum annuum
Lineage: Eukaryota; Viridiplantae; Streptophyta; Magnoliopsida; Solanales; Solanaceae
Exons: 2
Coding region: 101-343 (80 amino acids)
Source: RefSeq, a predicted model, not a curated record